UUACCUUCUCUUCGCUUCAAGGAGUUUUCCGAUAAAUUUUCCUUUCCCGAAAAUAUGAAACGAGAUUUAAUUUGCCCGGUUUGCCUUCAAGUCUUGGAUAAGCCAGUGGAAACCACUUGUCAGCACUACUUUUGUGUACAAUGCCUAAAAGGCUUAAUUAACAGUGGCCAAGGGGGUACAUGUGCUGUCUGUAAGGAGAAAGUUGGCCCUGUAAAAAUCCCUACACGAAUGGUACUAAAAUUAAUAGCUGAGCAGGAGAUAGUAUGUAAGAAAUGUGGCCAGACUGUGCACUACGAACACAGUUCAUCUCAUGUUUGUUCCAAUGACACUGCACCUGUUCCUGAACAGCCUCCUCCCCUUGAUCCCACCCAGACUUUGCAGCAAGUUCUAAAAGACGCUCAGGCUGGUAAUUUCUCACCAGAAGUGGAAAAAAUUUGCACGGCAUAUGUCAGAAGUAGAAUUAAAAAUGCCCCGGAUGGAAAAACUGUACUCUUCAAGACUGGUGGAAAGGUAACUUUAUGUUUUGAAUUUGUCCUGUAA
Molecule: messenger RNA, 540 nt
Organism: Porites lobata
Lineage: Eukaryota; Metazoa; Cnidaria; Anthozoa; Scleractinia; Poritidae
Source: the annotation of a GenBank genome assembly